Molecule: messenger RNA, 780 nt
Organism: Cynara cardunculus var. scolymus (artichoke)
Lineage: Eukaryota; Viridiplantae; Streptophyta; Magnoliopsida; Asterales; Asteraceae
Exons: 4
Coding region: 1-780 (259 amino acids)
Biological process (GO): regulation of DNA-templated transcription
Source: RefSeq, a predicted model, not a curated record
AUGGCUAGAAUUAACUACAAAGAAUUUAGUGAUGUCAUAUCGUUCGACGGGACCUUUCGCACGAACAAGCAUGCGAUGAUUUUCGUUCCUUUUUUGGUUGUUGGCAAUCACAAAGCUUCCAUUGUUGUCGGCUCCGCUCCAAUAAGUGGCGAGACAAUUGAAAACUUUACAUGGGUUCUCAGAGCUUUCCUAAAAUGCCAUGAGAAGAAACUAGUUUUCGUGAUUAUGGAUCAAUGUUCGGCAAUGAAGCAAGCAAUUUCGUUGGUGUUUAGGAAAGCCAAGCACCGACUAUGUAUGUGGCACAUUAUGAAAAGGGUGCCUUCUAAGUGUCCCGUAAUUACUCAUCCAACACGGUCGAAUGCGAGUGCAAUCUAUUCACGCAUAAAGAUACAAUCCACAAGAGUUCGAUGUGGUGAGGUGGAUGCCGAGAAAGAUAAGUGUAUAAUUGAUGUCUAUUCCAAAUUCGAUGACAUAAUAAGUAUCUCCCGAAAUAAUAAAUCUAUAUUGGCUAAAUUGGAGCAGAAUCUUGACAAAUUCAUGGUUGAUAUCGAAAAAGAAGCACCAUAUGAAGAACCAUCCCAACAAAAUUUGGAUGCGAUCAUAGAUCAUCUUGGUGUUUCCAUACCUGAUGAGGUGGAUAUUCUACCACCAUCUGGAAUAAGAGACAAGGGUUGUGGUACUGGUAAGAGGUUGGUCAGUGUGUCUGAGAAAAUGCAGUCUAAAAGCAAAAAAGCAAAAAGAAAAUGUGCAACGUGUGGCCAGCGUAGCGGUCAUGGCUAA